Triticum turgidum subsp. durum (durum wheat) is the source of this 966-nucleotide messenger RNA. The record is from the annotation of a GenBank genome assembly. Lineage: Eukaryota; Viridiplantae; Streptophyta; Magnoliopsida; Poales; Poaceae.
AUGGCAGCGACCUCCUCCUCCUCCUACGCCGUCGCGGUCGCUCUCCUCUGCCUGCUCGCCACCAAUGGCUGCUGCGGCUGCCCUGGACCCGCACCUGCCCCCACACCUACACCUACACGUGCCCCCGCUACCCCCAGCCCCGUCCCCGUUACACCUCCACCUGCGCCAGCUCCCCCCAGCCCCGUCCCCGUUACACCUCCACCUGUGCCCGCUACUCCCAGCCCAGGCUCCGGCUCCGGCUCCGGCAGCACCAACAGCUCCUCCGGCGGCUGGCUAGACGCGAGGGCCACCUGGUAUGGCGCAGCCGAUGGCGCCGGGCCGGACGACAAUGGUGGCGCGUGUGGAUUCAAGAACGUGAACCUGCCGCCGUUCAACGCCAUGACGUCGUGCGGCAACGAGCCGCUCUUCAAGGACGGCAAGGGAUGCGGCUCCUGCUACCAGAUAAGGUGCGUGGGCAAGGCUCACCCGGCGUGCUCCGGCGUCCCCGAGACGGUGAUCAUCACGGACAUGAACUACUACCCCGUCGCCCGCUACCACUUCGACCUCAGCGGCACUGCUUUUGGCGCCAUGGCCAAGGACGGCCGCAACGACGAGCUCCGCCACGCCGGCAUCAUCGACAUGCAGUUCAAGAGGGUGCCGUGCCAGUACCCGGGGCUGUCGGUGACGUUCCAUGUGGAGAAGGGGUCGAACCCGAACUACCUGGCGAUCCUGGUGGAGUACGCGAACGGCGACGGCGACGUGGCGCAGGUGGACCUCAUGGACGGCGGCGAGCCGACGGGGGCAUGGAGGCCGAUGAGGCACUCGUGGGGCUCCAUCUGGCGCCUGGACACGCGUCGCCCGCUGCGGGGGCCCUUCUCGCUGCGCGUCACCAACGGCUACGGCAGGUCGCUGGUCGCCGACCAGGUCAUCCCCGCCGACUGGCAGGCCGACGCCGUGUACAGCUCCGACGUCCAGUUCGAUGAUUGA